Durusdinium trenchii is the source of this 747-nucleotide messenger RNA. The record is from the annotation of a GenBank genome assembly. NCBI's taxonomy places the organism in Eukaryota, Dinophyceae, Suessiales, Symbiodiniaceae.
AGAACACACAUCUCAUCUCGAAAACAACAUAUCACCACGCUGACAUUGGCCGCGAAUCGUCCUCCCGUUUAAUUUUGAGCGGUUGCAGGCGUGCUCUAUACCUGCAAACACUGCGAUCAUACAGCCAAAUGUCAUGGGGCCUCGGUUUUCGAGCACCGCGAAGCCUACUGCUGCGGGUGAGGCUGACCCUUCGCCGUGGCAUGUGGGACCUGGUCAGAACAAUCACACUUUUUCGAGCUCCGCAGUGGAAGAGGUUACUCCGGUUCUUUGCCCCAAUAGCGCCAAAGCGCUAAGCGCUGACGCUCCAGGAGGAAAGCGACGUCACAGAUUUAGUGAGGUGAUCAUGCCAGGGGAGCUUGAAGCACGCGAAGCCAAGGUAGCUGUAGCAAAAGUCCGCAGCAAGCCGCCUUCGAAAUCACCUCCGGAAUCUUUGUCGAUGAUGGACAACAUCCAGUUCACUGUUUGAUUGCAGAGGGUCGACUUGCCUGAAAGGCAUCAGCAGAAUUUCUGACGAAGAAUGUAGGGAAAAACAUUCAGCGCAGCAUGCUUGCAAAAUAGAUGAAGCGAUUGCUUGCAUUCUGAGCACUGUUGGAAUGGGGAGCGUUAGGAGGGCGGAAGAGGCAAAAGUUCCCAGGGUCUUUUGGAGGUGUUGAAUGUCGAGCAAUUGGGUUUGCCUCGAAGCUGUGCUCUCGUGAUAAUUCUCAGCCAUUAGGCCAUUAGUAUUGUCGUGUCAGGCUGUCUUUGGAG